CUUUCUCUCCCUGCAGGCUGACAGAGCCCAUGUCAAACUGUGUUGCUCCCUCUUUACACCAACAUCUUCAUCACCAUUUUCACCAUCCGAGCCAUUUCUCCUUACUGUCAGCCAAUAGUUUACGAACUCGAGAAUUGCUCUUGCCUCGUCUUUUAGGAAUGGGUGCGCCAUUAUCGCAGGGGAGCAACUUGGACAAUCAUAUGUCAGGAAUUACACGAGGGGCUAGCCAGGCAGUUAUUGACCAGAACACCUUGCCACAUAAAUAUACGAAAGUAAAGCGCAGUGUUGAGGAAGAAAACGAAAAAUGUAUUAUAUGUCUUUGUGAAUUUGAACAUGGAGAAGAUAUACGCCGUCUGCCCUGUAUGCAUCUGUUCCAUAUAAGUUGUGUUGACCAGUGGUUAGUUACAAACACUAAAUGUCCAAUAUGUCGGGUUGACAUUGAGGCCGGUUCCAAGUCCCAACCCAUGUCCGACUGUUGAGUUGUGCUUUCAAAUUUCUCUGAUCUGUUUUAAUAAUAAUAAUAAUAAUAAUAACAAUGACAAUAAUAAUAAUAACCACAGGCAAUAUAAUAAAAAGAAUAAAAAAUACAAAUUUAGUUGAAAUAAAAACUGGAAAAAGAAAACAAAAGGUAAAAAAACAAACUAUUUAACCUCCCCCUGCCCCUUGGAGGUUUUGAUUGCACCUGUACUUUAGUUUUUACCCUCCCCCCUUUGCCCCAGUCUCUUCCAUGCUACAGCAGUUUAUGAUGAUGAUGAUGAUGGCAGUAACAACAGUAUAGGAUGGUGCCUUGCAAGGAUAACCAAAAAGACAAAAAAAAAAUGGCUGGACACAGAGACAGAUCAGUAAAAUGUUACACUUUAAUCUUGCUUCUGCUGUUAUGGCUCCAACAACACCCCAUUACGGGAUGCGGCAGACAGACCUCCUCUGGUUCAAAUCGUUUGUCAAGAACGGUGAAUCUAGGGGGUUGCUUUGCCGCAUCCUGUAGAAUUAAUUAAUACAAGUUACAGAUUUAUUAAUUAGCGAAUGUUUACAAAACAAAACCGGAAAAAAAAAAAAAAAGAAAAAGAAACAAAUUAUCAAAUUAAAAGCUUGCUACACCCACUGUUGUACUACUACUACUACUGUUACA
Messenger RNA from Octopus bimaculoides (California two-spot octopus), 1129 nucleotides. RefSeq lists its product as uncharacterized. The record is from RefSeq and is a predicted model, not a curated record. Lineage: Eukaryota; Metazoa; Mollusca; Cephalopoda; Octopoda; Octopodidae.